Messenger RNA from Eleginops maclovinus (Patagonian blennie), 4334 nucleotides. Its product is annotated as melanopsin-A-like. Gene Ontology annotation, cellular component: plasma membrane. Lineage: Eukaryota; Metazoa; Chordata; Actinopteri; Perciformes; Eleginopidae. Bases 109 to 1794 code for a protein of 561 amino acids. The record is from RefSeq and is a predicted model, not a curated record. Gene Ontology annotation, molecular function: G protein-coupled photoreceptor activity. Gene Ontology annotation, biological process: G protein-coupled receptor signaling pathway; visual perception; cellular response to light stimulus. The transcript is spliced from 11 exons.
AGCAGGGCAGCGAUGGUGACCGGCUUCUCGGGCUACUAGACCACCUCACAUAGAGCCAAUACCUCGCCAGUCCACUUCUUAUCCUCUUUCCAUUUACGUGGACCACGAAUGGAUUCCAGGCUUCUGAUUGGACCGGGGGUCACCACACUGGACCCGACCGCCCGGGAACCCUGGAACAUCAGCUCCAUCAGCUCCAUCAGCCCGCACCCGCUCAUGGAGCUGUCUGCUGUCACUACCGCUGGUUCCAUGGUAGCAAGUCACCCAUUUCCAACGGCAGAUGUCCCCGCACACGCUCACUACACCAUCGGAGUUGUCAUCCUGAUCGUAGGCAUCACAGGCAUGCUGGGAAACUUCCUGGUCAUAUAUGCUUUCUGCAGGAGCCGAAGUUUGCGGACAUCGUCCAACAUUUUCAUCAUUAACCUGGCAAUCACAGACUUGCUGAUGUGUGUUACACAGACACCCACCUUCUUCAUCAACAGCAUGCACAAGCGAUGGAUCUUUGGAAAGAAAGGUUGUGAGUUGUACGCCUUUUGCGGAGCGCUGUUUGGUAUCUGCAGUAUGAUAACACUGAUGGUGAUUGCGGUGGACCGGUACGUGGUGAUCACCCGGCCUCUGGCCUCCCUAGGGGGGAUGUCCCGCAGGAAAGCCUUGUUAAUUCUGGCUGCUGCCUGGGUCUACUCCGCAGGAUGGAGCCUACCACCCUUCUUUGGCUGGAGUGCUUAUGUCCCAGAAGGUCUGAUGACAUCUUGUUCCUGGGACUACAUGACAUUUACUCCUUCUGUCCGUUCCUACACCAUGCUGCUCUUUAUCUUCGUCUUCUUCAUCCCUCUCUUCAUCAUCAUUUUCAGCUACUUCUGCAUCUUCAGAGCCAUCCGACACACAACGAGAGCGAUAACACAGAUGAACUGUCAGGGAACUAGAGACUCUGCAAAGAAGUUCAAUAAGAUGAAGACUGAAUGGAAGAUGGCAAAGAUUGCACUCAUUGUCAUCCUGCUAUAUGUCAUCUCUUGGGCCCCUUACUCGUGUGCUGCCCUCACUGCAUUUGCUGGGCACGCCGACAUGUUGACUCCAUACAUGCACUCUGUUCCUGCUGUGAUCGCCAAAGCAUCUGCAAUCCACAACCCUAUCAUAUAUGCCAUAACACAUCCCAAAUACAGGUCAGCGCUCAGCAGGUAUAUUCCUUACCUCGGGGUAUUGCUGUGUGUUACUGGCAGAGACCGUUUCACCAGCAGCAGCUUCCAGUCCACCCGCCGAUCAACCGUCACCAGCCAAUCAGAGAGCAAAGGCCCCAGCAGGCUUCGCAACUCCUCCCUUUCUGAGAGCGAAUCAGCCCGCUUCUCAGACAUCGAGGAGGACUGCUCGUCUCGGACGCCUGACAUUCUUCAGUUGUCCGGUGAUGCCAAACAGGUGCGCCAUGCAAGCAAGAGGUCAAAGGUGAGAGGUCGAAACACUGGAGAGUUUGAAAGCACUGCCGCCCACAACCCCACCGACCCAGCCAUAUGUAACCUCUCACAGAUCACAACACUGACAGAGCAUGAAGACAUCUCCAUGACGGACAUCGGCAUGCAGCCAUCCAGUCAUCUGCCUGCUACUCUGGACAAUGGAAUGGAGGAGUCUGGGCCAAGGAUUGUGUGUACGACAACACCAUCCGUCAUCGUAACAUCCAUAUCCAGUCCGUCUAUACUGCAUAGUCCCCCAGGUUUCCAUGGCAACUUUAAAUUGACCAAAAGGUGCAGCCCAGUUGUCAAGGAGCCCCUUGACAUAGCCAGACUGGAGACAACAGCAUUACCAUAAACAGCUGAACAAGUGCAAUAACAGUGUGUAACCAUGUGCGUGUUUCAAAAUGUUCCUUCAUGGGAGUUUUCUUUACUAGCAUGCCGUUUGCUAGGUAUUUUAGAAACCUCUUUUUUUAUCAACACACCCAGUGCCCAAUAGAAUGGGAACUGGGUCACAGUAAUAUUCAAGGUUAAAGGAAAGGCCUUGUGUUUGAUACAUUAUUUAGCAUCAAAAACCAGAGCAUGCUCUUUAUUUAAAGUUUUUGCAUACAGUAUGGGAGCGUGAAUCCCCAGUUAAUUUGGAAACACGAAUAUGCACAAACUAAUGUACAUUUGACUUAUUCUGACAUAUCCUAGUGAUGGUGUGUUUCGGAGCCAGAAGCAACAAAUUAGCCUUAAGAACAUAAUGUUAAAAAUGAAACUCAAGGGUUGGCUCUUACAUUUAUUCUGAUUGUUGGUUUCAAUUCUUGUCAUAAUGUUUGAGAAGAAGAAAACAAAUAUCUGUUUUGUCGUUUAUGGCAUUGCAUUUUUCUGAUUUGUUUUGAUUUCCUGGAAAAACAUUGUUGUCCUGCUGUUCAUAACUUAAAUGUGUUGAAACUAUAUAGUAAAUAGGAAGUGGAUGUAGUCGCUGUUACAUCACCUUUUUGUUUGUGGACUACUAUGUUUUGGCAUCUUAAAAAAUCACUGGGAAAGGUUUAAAAUUCCAAGACCAAAACAGAGAGCACUGAGACUGAACAUCAAUGCAUGACUUAAAAGUGAGGUCAGGUCCUAAAGCAUAUGCUGCUUCAUUCUCUCUUUUUAUCUAGAGGGGAUUCAUUUUCAAAAUAAACAUCAUGCUGUAUAAAAGAAGAAUUAAAAUAUCAAUGUCAGGAAAAUAUUUACAGAUGUAAUCAACUGAAAAGUCAAGUCAUUUUCGCAUAGGCUUUUAUACAACUGGACGUGUUCUGCUUGCAGCUGAGUCGCCCCCUGCUGGCUGCUGUAUUUCCAACCGAAUCCAAUUCAAGGAUCUUGAAUUUUGCUUCACUUUUAAGACCUAAAGGUUGUUGCUCGGUUAAAAGAUUACUGUUAACACACCAUAAGCUAAUUCUGGGGCAAUAUGACUACAACUGGGGUUAUUGUCCAUUAGUUUUAAAAGCAUGGUAUUUAUUAAAUUAAAUAAUUUCCAAAUCACAACAAAUCCUUGAUACUCAAUGCAGAGAAUUUCUCUUGUUUGUGUUUUAGUUUUUAUUCUGUACCUAAUCAUAUGAGAAUCUACUUUAAAUACUGAUAUUUAAAAUGCCUUAAGCAGUAUUUUCUUUAUUUACAAUGAAUGAAAUUACUACUAGAACUGUUGGUAUUAUAGUAUCAUGGCACUAUGCAGAUCUAUGCCACCCUUGAAUUGUGGUUUUCAUUCUCGAAAAGAAUAAAGCCAUGCAGCUUAUAAUACAACUGCGAGCCUACCAGUUCCAGGAGUUAGCAAACUGAACGUGUACAGUGUAAAGAGAGUUGAAUUUUAACUUGUAAAGAAAGUUACACAUUCAUCAACCAAUUUUCUCAGGAGCUGGUGGGAGAAGCCACAGCUGAAAUGUUAGUGGAAACUGGAUGUAUAUUUAACAGAUGGCUAGAAAGUGUACUUUAUUUGUAUGCUCAUGUUUGUGCCGUUUAUACUAUAGAUGUGUAUGUAAGUGGUUUGCCAGCACCUGUGUCUACCAUAAAUCAAAUGUAUUCAGGCAGCACACGUGUGUUUUUUACAAUGUUUUUUUUGUGUAUUUUUAUUAUUUAUUGCUUGAAAGUUUGAGAGUAAUUUUGGAAAACCGCUGAAUGAUCAGAUUGACGCAAUAUCUCUUGGGGUGAUUCAUUUAUUCCAAAUUGAAACAAAUCCUCCUAUUGCAAUGCUGCAGACUCAAACUAAACAGAGCUUCAAACUAACAUAUACUGUAAAAGCACCAGAAAUGUAUUUGAAUUCAAAUCAACCUGUGGAGAGCAAUGCUAAUACUUUUGAUGAUAGGAGAAAUUGUGGUCAACAAACACUUAAUGCAGCGUUAAUAUAAUGUGUAAUUCUGAACUGGGUGAUCAGGCACACAUGGCUCUGUCAUUUGUUGUUCCGUCCCUGGUAACAUUCAGUACCACAGAUCGGGUCCCGAAUGUCCACAGCUCUAGUACAUCACCCAAUACUUUGUGAGUAUGUUAAUAUGAGUGUGAAGAACUGGACACUGUACUAGUAUUUCUAUGAUGAUUGCCAAACCUUGCUUUAAUAUCUUCUUUUAGAUUGAUUUCAGGAUGGUUCUUGUAGAAAACCAAUUAUGAUUUAACAUAUCCAAAGCUCUUCUCCACUUCUGUACAUUACUGUUCCAAGUGACAUUCCUAUGAAUAACGCAUCAUUGACUAUUAUUGUAAUUAUUGUUGUUUUAAAUGAAAUUAAACUGUAACAUUUAAAAAUAUGAGACAACACAUGUUGAUACAAUCCUACUGCUGCUCAUUUGUCCUGCAUUUCCUAUCAAUGAAUGUACAAACUUUUAUGACCAGACAAAUAUAAAAUAUACUGUAUAUAUUAAUGCUAUUUUAAUUCUGCUUAAAUGA